Molecule: messenger RNA, 2392 nt
Organism: Myiozetetes cayanensis
Lineage: Eukaryota; Metazoa; Chordata; Aves; Passeriformes; Tyrannidae
Product: MAP7 domain-containing protein 1-like
Exons: 4
Coding region: 253-762 (169 amino acids)
Source: RefSeq, a predicted model, not a curated record
AAGGUGAGGGCAGGGCAGAAACGGGCAGGCAAAGCGAGCAAGGGAGGGAAGGCAGGAUAGGCAGGCGGGGAGAGCAGGUAGAGAGAGCAGGAAGGGAGGGCAGGUGGGAGCAGACGGAGCGAUGCAGACAGGUAGGCAGGGAGGGCAGUGCAGGCAGGGAGGGCAGUGCAGGCAGGGCAAUGCAGGGAGGGCAAGCAGUGCAGGCUGAAGAGUAGGGCAGAGAGGGUAGCGCAGAAAGGACCCGUUGCCCACAUGGGAGCAUCUCCCGCCGGCAGACGCCCCGAGCUGGGUGAAGAAGUAAGGGGGGAACCCGGGAGAAAGAAAGAGGAGCGGCCGGGCCGGACUCUGCCGGCCGACCAUCGCCCACCCACCCCCGCCCCGUGCUCGCGGCCGGGCCGGGAGCCCCGCGAAGCCCCCGCGGAGCCCCCCGCAGCCUCCCGCGCCGCGCGGGGCCGGCCCCGCAGCCGGACAAACAAUGUGAGACUUGGCGGAACAAAAGCGGCGGGGCUUGGGUUGCUGAACACGUCUGAGGCCAGACGAGCCGCGCGAUUUAUUGGACUCGGAGAGCCCCGGCCCCGGCUCCGGGUCCAGUCGCUGCCUCCCCCCCGGCCGGCCCCCAGCCCCGCUCUGCCCACGGGGGAGAAGCCGCUCGCGUGGGGAGCGCGGCCCAGCCCGAGGUCCGUUCUGCCGCAGCUCCGGGGGGUGCCCGUGACACCAGCCCAUUGGAAUAGUCGUAAUUCCUGCAAUCCCAACAUUUGGUGAGCAGGUGAGGCCACGCACUCAGAAUUUUCCUGUUCCUGUUCCCAGCACAGGAGGCCGUUGUGUUUUUGGGGCUGGGAUUGGGCAUGGGGGUUUUCCCAGAGGUUUGGAGGAGCAGGGCAGCGAUCCCACGCCGAUGCUGUGGAUGUUCCCAAUACCCUCUGAGCAUCCCGAGGUGCCAGGUGGGUCACGGGGAUGGGGAUGGGGGGCCUGUGCCACCUCUGCCAUCCUUCUGCUCCUCUCUCCCUCCCUGGAGGGCAACAGGCUCAUCAAGCACCGGGGGAAACCAUAAUUUAAUUUUUUUCCUCACUGAAAAAAGCAGGUGAAAAAAAAGAAGAAUGGGAUUUUGGUGCGUUUCGUGACUUUGUUUCCAGUGGAUGAAGGGUCAGUGGCUCCGUGCCCGCCCUGGUGAGCGGGUUGGGUGUGAACAGCAGAACCCUCGUGGCUGCCAGAACCUUUCCCCGCACCACAGGGAAGGUUUCACCUUCUGCUGAGAGCGGCCUGCUUAUCCCUUCCCUGCCUUUCCUUGCCUUUUCCUUUUUCUAAUUAAUAUUUUUUUAUAAUUUUCUGUGCUUUUUUAAAUUUCCCUUUUCUUUUUUUAAUUUCCCCUUUUCAAUUUUUAAAUUUCCCCAUUUCAAUUUUUAAAUUUUCCCUUUUCCAUUUUCUUUAUUUCCCUUUUCGAUUUUUUAUUUUCCUUCGACAUUUUUUUUAUUUUCCUUUCUAUUUUUUUCUUCUUUAAUUUUUCUUUAAUUUUAUUUUUUUCCUGGUUUUGCCCUUUCUUUUAUUUUCGGUUUCCUUUUUUGGUUUUGUUUUGUUUUGUUUUCUACUCAUAUCCAUUUUUUUCCCUUAAUUCUGCAUUUAAGCCUGCUUUGUCUUGUCUCCUGCCAGAACAUUUAUCGAAGGGCAGCCGCUCCCACGCCAGUGGGGUUUUUCUGUUGUUGUUGGUAUUUUCCUGGUGCUUUGUUCCACCCAAGGCUCCUCCCCAGGGCCCACGGUGCCCACCGAGGGCUGCGGAUCGGGGUGCCUGGGAUGCAUUGGGAAACACAAAGCCCCAAGGAAGACACGAGGCUCUUGUUAUCCCGGCCGCGCGCGAAAGAGUUAAUCCAUUAGAAAUUCCGAGCCCUUCUUCCGAUAGUUAAACCUGAUUUGCAUGCAUUUGCAUAAUGAAUGUCAUUUGCAUUCUUGGAGGUUGGCUACUUCUGUGGGAAAAGUCAAAGCGGGAUUGCGGGGAGGGCGAAGGGGGGUCGGCGAAGAAAGAAGGGAAGAUUUUUUUUUCCCCGCACCCCACGCGCAUCCCUGCCCCUCGCCGGCCUCGCCCAAAUGCUCCUUUUCCCCCCUUUCUUUCCCCCCAUUUUUCCCCCUCGAUGCCUUCCUGCCUCUCUUUCCGCAGGACGCACAAAGCCAAGCGAGGGGCGGAUGGGCCGUGUCGAGGCGAAGCGCAUCCUUUCCCGCUUCCCCCCCUUUUCCCCUCCUCUAAUUUCUCCCUCUAAUUCCAUCUUGGCUCCCGUUCCCGGCGCCCUCUCGCGCGGGGGGCUGCGGCCCCUCUCCCUCCCCUCCCUGCGGGUGCAUGCGUGCUGGAACGGUGGCAGGAAAGGGGAAUAAAAAAAGGUGGGAGCCACCAUUUUAGGCGGCU